Gambusia affinis (western mosquitofish) is the source of this 1435-nucleotide messenger RNA. RefSeq names its product mitochondrial transcription rescue factor 1 (gene mtres1). NCBI's taxonomy places the organism in Eukaryota, Metazoa, Chordata, Actinopteri, Cyprinodontiformes, Poeciliidae. The record is from RefSeq and is a predicted model, not a curated record. The transcript is spliced from 4 exons. Bases 551 to 1249 code for a protein of 232 amino acids.
GUCACGGAAGUGAACCCAGUUUUAUAUGCAUGGGCUGAAAAUCAACACAUUUUUGAAGGACUUAAAAAAAAAAAAGAAAAGCUGAACAAACAAGUAGUGGUAGUAUUUCAAUUUCGUCUUAAAUCAAGCGAUUCAUGUUUUGUACCACUAUUCAAGAACAAUGGAACAAAGCUGUUCUGCUUUUAACAUUUAUUGUAAUUGAGUGUUAUAUAAUCUUCCCAACUGGUUGACUGUUCAAAUAGACAAUUGGAAAAUUGAAAUGAAUGAGCCUGUAAUGAGUGCUUGUAAGCAUUUGACUAUAGGAGAUUCAACCUACAGGAGGAAGUGGAUGCAUACUCCACUCUGUAUAAUUUUAUUGCCACUUCAUAAUUUAUGCAGGAGUUGGAAUAUUUUACUGCUUCUGAGAGAAAACGAGGUUGUUUUGACAGUAUGAGGCGUCUCUUUGGUGCAAAGGCAAUGCUGUAAUUUCAAGUCCAAGCGAUAGAUGGCAAUAGAUUUAUAACUGCUGUUACAAAUACCAGACUCGGAAAAGCAGACGAAGUGGAGAGCAAUGAAAGGUUAUUCCUUAGUGACAGGUUGGAGCUCCGGCAUGCGAAGCCUGGUGCUGCAGGUACUCGCUAUGAGGCAGUUCGGACGGUUGAACCCUCGCCAUCUGCUAGCAGCUGGUUAUGGACCUAGGAGGACCGAGUGGUGCCCCAGAACCAUUCAUACUCGGCAGCUGUGGGGCUGCUCGACUUUCUCUGCACUUGGUGGUCACCGCCCUGCCCUCAAGACCUGGUCUUUGUACCAUCUGCGAUUUAAAAGCAAGAAGAAAGCUCCUUCACGUGCAGCCCAGGAAGAGGAAGAUGAUUCAGAGGAUGAAAAUGACCCUGAGGAGAGUGAUUAUGAAGAUGAAGAUCCUAAUUUACCUAAAGACUAUAAAGAUAUGGAGAAAUAUGUACCGUCUUUCCGCUAUGACGUCGUGUUAAAGGCUGGUUUGGAUUUAGCACGCAACAAAAUCGAGGAUGCGUUCUACAGCAACAAGCUCCGACUAAAUGGACAGAAACUAAUCAAGAAAAGUAAAACGGUUAAAGUUGGGGACACCUUGGACCUUGUGCUGUCAGAGAACAGCGAAGCUAACACCGUCACUCUGAUGAGAGUCAUCCUCAGGAAGGUUUUAGGUGAAUCUAAUGAUGGAGAUAAAUACAAAGUUUCCAUAAGGAGGUGGAAAGGCCUUGAACUUGCCAAGGAUGUAGCCUUUAAACCAUGAACUUGUAAUGAAUGUGAAACAAAAGCGAUAAAAGUGCUCACAUGAGUGGGAUUUUAAAUUCUCCUCAAGGUACUUGAUCUCCAGUGAUCAGUGUAUUUGUUAGAAAUAGAUAAGGUGUGAAAGAAAAGUUUUAUUUACUCCCCUUCCCCUUAUGUCAUUUGCCAAUAAAGGUGCAUUUUAAAGGUG